Molecule: messenger RNA, 1730 nt
Organism: Hymenoscyphus albidus
Lineage: Eukaryota; Fungi; Ascomycota; Leotiomycetes; Helotiales; Helotiaceae
Source: the annotation of a GenBank genome assembly
AUGACACCGCCCUCACCACCUUGAUGUUGCUUGCAUCAGUACCUUUCGUGAUAUGAGAAGUCUUCCAGUCAAUCUCAUAUCGAGAUUGGGAGUACACCAAGCACGAUUGAUACAUGAAAAUAUGUCCUCAAAUCUACGCCAAAGAGCUGUCGUCUCGUCCUUCAUUUGUACCCCGCCACAGACCCCCACCGGACUCACAUUUGCCCUUUUCAAACGCAGCGAAGAGAUACGGACAUAUCCGUAAGCGAUCUUCAUGAUUCAGACCUCUCAUCCGGAAUAAUGUAAUGACAAGGACUAGUGGAAAAUGGGCUGUAUGCUCCGGCUCUAUCGAUGCCACGGAUACCAGUCCUGAGAACGCAGCGAAGAGAGAGAUUCUGGAGGAGACAUCUUUGUCGGAUGAAGACAUUUUUCUACUGCGCCGUGGGAAGCCAUUCAGCCUUAUUGAUGAAAACUUGAAGACUCAAUGGACAAUUCAUCCAUUUGCUUGGCAGCGCAAAGCGCAUUCCAAGCCAAUCAAAUUGGAUUGGGAGCACACGGAGUAUCGAUUCAUCAAACCAGAAGAAUUGGCGACAUUAGAUCAUGUUCCACAAUUGGAGAUUGGGUUGAGGAGAGUGCUCGUUAGUCCCGACUUGGAGAGGUCAUUAUCCGUGCUGAAGAACGACCAUGAAAGUGGUGCCCAGGCUCUCGCCAUAAAGGCUCUUGAACUCUUCCUUGAAAAUGUAAACAGUGAUGAACUCUCGAAUAUAACGUCGCCACUUGAGUUUUGGAAGGAGAUUCGAUGGAGGGCUUGGCAUUUGGCGAAGAAUGGUCGGCCAUCUAUGGGUGCAGCUAUUGAAGCAUCUAUGUUCCGAUCUUUGGAUGCCGUCAGAAAGAAACUCGACGAUCCAGGACUUAGACUGAAGGAUGGCUCUGAAUCCGAUCUGCGCAACCUCAAGAAAAUUCUUGAAACCACUCUUUCAGAAAGAAUAUCCACAUUACAGCAUACUUUAUCAAACCUUUCUGACUCCUUUGAGAAGUUCAUAGAGAAGGAUCAAGAGGACUACGAAGGAGGAGCACCAAAAACGACAAACAUCGUCACGCUUUCGGCAUCUGGAACUGUCACGGCUGCACUGUCUAAACUGAUACCAACUCACACUAAAUCAGGACGAGAGAUCAAACUCACAAUCCUAGAAUCAAGACCAAAAUUUGAGGGCGUGAGAGUUGUCAACACACUAAUCAAGUCUUUCGAUUCUGAUCCCGAGAUUAUGAAAAACUUCAAGGUGGAUAUAGUUUCAGAUGCCAGUAUUGCGUCCGCACUCGAAGACGCACAUUUUCUCCUUCUGGGAGCCGACAAGGUCCUACCAGACGGUUCGGUGUCCAACAAGAUUGGUAGCCUGACAGCUGCACUCGUCGCAAAAAAGGAACCAGAAUCGAAAUGCAAGGUUCUGGCUCUGUAUCAAAGCGAUAAAAUCACCGACUCCAGUUUCGAGGGGGGACACUUGAAAAUAGAAACCAACGAUCCUAGCGAGCUAAUGGAAAGCUGGCCAUCUAAGUGUACGGAAGAUAUCGUGGGUGCCCAGAAAGCUGGCUGGCAGGUAGAGGCUAAAAAUAGGUAUUUCGAAUGGGUUCCCAAGGCAUUGGUUGAUGCGCAUAUCACUGAGAGGGGACUGUUGAGUCAGGAUGAUAUCGGACGCAUUGGAAAUGAGACAAGAGUGCUUGAAGAGGAGCUUUUCCAGGACCUUUCGGGUUAG